UAGUAUAAGGUGGCCAGUAAUUGGAGGGUUGCCAGUAAUAGACGGUUUACCCUACUUACCUACUCAAAAACCAACAUUUGGUGAAGUGCAAGUGCUGAUGAAAACUGUAAUGAUGGCAUACGGCCAAGUCGGAUUUAUUGAGUGUACUACGAUUUGGAGGUUGUUGCAGAUUGUCAGCCAAGCAUGGGCAUGUUGCUCCUGCUGCUGCCCCUGCUGCCAGCGAUGCUGCCAUAUGAGCUGCCGCCGCACCUGCGUAUAGGUAUCGCAUCAUUAUCAGCCAAGCCUACGGCUGCAGCACUUGCUGCCGCAGAAAAGCCUGUCGUCCUCCUCGCUGCCCCGGUGGCUGCAAGCCCAAGUACUGGUGACCGCCUGAACCAUACCCUCAUGCUCGGAUGGCUCCUGGCGCGGCUGGCGUUCCUGCUGUGGCUGGCGCUGGCGGCGGCCGCCUGCAAGAAGACCCGCCUGGUGUGCCGCCCGGCGCCCGGCCAGCCGCCCGCCUGCCGACAGGGCGCCGUCGGUCAGUGUCUGCCUAACUAGGGCGUCAUCCGCUACGUCACACUCACAUGGCGCUGCCCGCCCCGCCGCUGAUAAUGUUCAAAAAUGAAUCACAAGUCAAUAAACCGUACUGUUGAAUAGUG
Molecule: messenger RNA, 638 nt
Organism: Cydia pomonella (codling moth)
Lineage: Eukaryota; Metazoa; Arthropoda; Insecta; Lepidoptera; Tortricidae
Exons: 4
Coding region: 184-537 (117 amino acids)
Source: RefSeq, a predicted model, not a curated record